Alternaria alternata is the source of this 2220-nucleotide messenger RNA. RefSeq names its product ferric-chelate reductase. Gene Ontology annotation, molecular function: ferric-chelate reductase activity. Gene Ontology annotation, biological process: iron ion transport; copper ion import; intracellular iron ion homeostasis. Gene Ontology annotation, cellular component: plasma membrane. Bases 1 to 2220 code for a protein of 739 amino acids. The transcript is spliced from 3 exons. The record is from RefSeq and is a predicted model, not a curated record. NCBI's taxonomy places the organism in Eukaryota, Fungi, Ascomycota, Dothideomycetes, Pleosporales, Pleosporaceae.
AUGCGCGCUUUGUCGAUAUCUAUCAUUCUUUACACUCUUGCAGAUGUAGCACAGUCUCUGUACUCGGGCAAGUUUUGCCCUUUGGCUUGCGAGACCACCAUCAACUAUGUAACCUUUAACGACACCGACCCUUCGCUUUCGCGGAAGUUCCGAGCAUGUCAAAGUGAUUUGCGCGUCACGUCACUGUACCUGUGUUUCGGGGAAUUCUGUAAGCGAGAUGGUCAUAUAGAAGAGUGGAUUGAGAGUCAGAAUCUUUGGUGCGAAGCAUACGCGAAUAUCACAUUACCUUCAUUUCACGAUGUUGUGGAUCGAUGGACGCCGGAUGAAAGGGGCAAAAUAAGACGGCUGCAGGCGGAAGAGGCACUGGAGUUUCCGAGCAUUGAUGAAGUUGUGCUACCCAGUGAUAUGCUCGUGAAGCGAGCUUUUACGACUAUGGACGCAGCAGAUUGGGAAUACAAGAUCCAUCUUGUAUAUGGAUGGUACAUGUACUACUUUUGGAUCGCCGUAGUGAUUGUUGGUGUCACAACGCGUCUCUUAUCACUGAUGCGCGGUAGACGACACUACAAUAAGUCGUAUGAGGCGAUCUCAGAGGUUGCUUCUAGCACAGAUUCUGUGUCACUCAGCCCUGUAAUCCGUUUACAGACAUGGCUAAAGCGAUACCUCACCACACCUGCCGCGUUUGGUGACCGCUGUUCUCGACCUUAUGGCUGGUGCACCAUACCACCACGGAUCCAAUCGCUUACCAUCUUCUUCUUCGUCGCACUCAACAUCGCCGUCUGUACUUGCUCCUACCGUCUUACCGAAGGCAACCUCUACUGGCCAGAGAAGUCAGCACAACUUCUCCGCUAUGUAUCGGAUCGUACUGGGAUCGUUUCGCUGGCAAACUUCCCUCUUGUCUGGCUUUUUGGCAUGCGAAACGAUGUUUUAAUCUGGAUAACUGGAUGGGGAUUCGGCACAUACAACGCUUUCCAUCGAUGGGUUGCUAGGGUCGCCACGGUACAAGCUGUGGUGCACAGUCUGGGCUAUACGCUGAUGAUACUGGAGAGCGGAGGAUGGUCACACUUUCUCAAGUACUGGACGAAACACUACUUCUGGAAUGGCGAACUAGCGACCAUCGCUAUGUGUGGCCUUUUAGCGUUUUCGUUCUAUGGUAUUCGCCGUGCGCACUACGAGUUCUUUCUCGUCACGCACAUAGCGUUGUCCAUCGCCGCACUCUGGUCCAUGUACUACCAUGUCGAGAUCUUUACUAACGGCGAGUGGAACAUAUUUAUCUGGCCAUGUGUCGUUGUCUGGAUCUUCGAUCGCGCCAUGCGCCUCGUUCGGAUCGUAGUGUUCAACCGCAAUCCUUUCGGUACCAAGGCUAGGGUCACUUAUGACCCUAAUAGUAACCUUGUCCGAAUGGACGUUGACGGGAAGAAGAGCUUGGUCGCGCCGAAGCCUGGUACAUAUUACUAUAUCCACGUAUUGGACGACACGUUGUAUGCCCACCAGAGCCAUCCUUUCACGUUGGCAUACACCUCGACAGAUGCCGACCAGCCUCCGUCUACGCCUUUGUCGCCACUUUCGCUCAGACCCGAACCCUUGCGCACGUCAUCAGCCUCAUCCACCGAGUCUGAUGCGCUCCUGCCAUCUGAAGGCGUACUGAACAUGGUGUUCCUUAUCCGACCAUACGACGGUUUCACAUCCCGUUUAAAAUCACAUUGUCUUUUGCAUCCCAAAAGACUCAACGUCCUCAUCGAAGGACCCUAUGGACAUACUGUCCCUCUCCGAAGUUUCACCAACAUUCUGUUUAUAGUUGGUGGGACUGGUAUCGCAGUGCCUCUGUCACAUCUGGCUCAUAUACUGUCCACGUCCUCACGUGUUCAGAGUGUGAAGAUUGUUUGGGCGGUCCGCGAGUAUGCAUUCCUUGCGUCAGUACUGCGUGACUUCAGAGGGUUGUUAAGCGAUGAGAGAAUGGAGAUGGAAGUACAUGUCACUCGCGAUGACGAAGCAAAGGACGACGUCUUAGGCGAGGCGUUAAAGAGUGUGAGGAUGAUGGCGCACAGGCCCAAUGUACAUACCACGAUAGUGGAAGCUGCAAGAGAUGCGGGGCAACAACCGCUAGCGAUUGUGGCCUGCGGACCAGCUUUGAUGGCUGAUCAGGCCAGAAGAGCAAGUGUACAGAUGCUGGCUAAGGGACAUAGGGGUGUUGAGUACUUUGAAGAAAGCUUUAAAUGGUAA